AUGCCGCACAGUGUAGCUGUCUUCGCUGCUCUUUCAGGCCUGGGGGCAUCGGCCACCCACGCAUCUUCAGCGGGCGAUGUAGCAGACCUUUUCCAGGGUGGCUGGUCCACAACGACGCUGCCUUCCUUGCCGACCUUUGUUGUAGCUGUGGGUAAAACUGCCAGUGGAGCAUUCCACCAUGGGCUGACGUUUCUGAGCCAAACCACAGGUGGGAUGAGGAGCGCAGCUGCAGCUGCCCCUUCGUCUUUUUCGUCCCUCUUUUGUACAGGGGCUGUUCCCAUUUAUUCUGGGGGGUCGUCUGUGACCUCAGCUGGCGCAGGCGGCACGGGUGUUGGAAGCCACGCGAUCGCUUCUAAAUUUCUUGGUUUGUCAUCUAAUCAUGCUGAGGACGGCGCUGGUGCCGCGGUGUCUGCAAUGGGUUCUCCAGACCCGUUCGGGCUAUUCUGCACGGUAAAAACGGCAUCUUCAACAGGCGUAGGAGGUGCAUCAACAAAAGCGGUAUUUGCCAAAACAGCAGGUGGGAAGGUAACUCACUUUUUCGCAUCCAACGGGCAGAGGGCCAGCACCCACUCUCAAGCCGCACACUCCAGCACAUCCACGGUAGGAGAUCUCUCUACAGGAGCGGCUGCUGGAGCUGCAGGACUUUUACCUGGCCCGGGCAGCGGUGCUGCUGCCACGCAGCAGCUUCCAGUCGCUUCUGGAGGGGUCUCAACAGACGCCCCGGCCGCGAACUUCCUGCAGCUUUUUCAAGCAGACCACACGGGGCCUGCAGCGGGAGGCGCUGCUGUGGCUGCAUCAAAAACCACGUUAUUUACCCAUUCCUCGGCUCACACAAAGCAAACCAUUCUGACAAAAGCCGCGGCGCACGGGGGGAAGAAAGCGUUCGGCAAGCAUACUUCCCUUUUCGGGAAAAAGAAGAAAGGAGGCUUUGGCAAGUCCAGUGCGAGCGAGAAGCGCGUAGCGAAAGCUGCAGCCAAGAGGCAAAGACAAGAAGAGGCCGCAGCUAGGAAGGAGCAGAAGCACAUUCAGGCGCAACAGCGGAAAGCUGAGAAGCAACAACGAAAAGAGCAAGAGGCUGCUAGGAAACGGGAACGACAGAUUGAGAAGGAGAAUGAAAAGUCACGCGAGAGAGAGCAACGGCGCCUGGAGAAACAGGAGAAAGCGAGGUACCGUGAAGACAAAGAGCGACUACGGGAAGAGCAGCGUCGCUACCGGAAGCUGAGGAAAGAAGAAGAAACAUUAGAGAAGGAAAGGGAGAAGUACGGCGAAAGAGAAGGGCGAGCCCGGGUGGAAACUGGGUACCGUUCCGGUGUGUAUCGCCGCCCUUCUUAUGAGCAUCCUUCAUCCUCUUAUGGCCAGCGCGGAUACGGAGCUCCCUACCACCGCAGCUAUAGCCCGGUUGACUACCGCGGGACGUACGACCGAGGAUACAACUCAGGCAGGUAUACCUCUCCUUACCAACGUGGUUACGGAGCAAGUGGCUACGGUGCUGCAUAUGAUCGACCGAGCGGCUAUUCUGUUCCAUCCUAUGGAAGUGGUUAUGCGCCAGGCGGCGGCGCACGAUCUUACGCUGCGGGUCCGUCUUAUGGGGCUCCUCCGCAUGGUGUGACCUCCAUCGCUCCUGGAACUCCCGCUGUCACAGCUCACGGCGGCUACGGUAUGACAGGCACAGCCCCUCCUGGCGUAGUAGCCCACGCUCCCGCAGGAGCUGAACCAGGAGGAACAGUGCAGUACGUCUAUUCAAAACCAGGCGAAGUUGCUAGCGGCACGAAGUCUGUCCGCGUGAUCCAAGAUAUAGCGGAGACGAAAAACGGGAUCACCACCCACCAUGUCACAGAAACCGUUUCCACGUCGAAGGCGAAUGUACCCUCUCACCUUGUGCCCCCUGUGGCAGUGGGGGGACCUGUGGAAGGGCCGGACUACAUCGGAGGGGAUGACUAUAACGAUGGCGGUGACGUGAGCCCAAUUGAGGAAGCCGAAGAAUUUUCGAAUAUUAGGGAGAUCCAACUCCAAGUGACGACACUGUUGUUCGGGUUGUGGAGACAGCGAGGAGACACGAAUGAAGACGACGUGAGAGGAAGGCGUAAAAAACAGGGAAAGGACCCCACGUCGUGGAGUUCUAAAAAACUCCAGCGGCGACGGGAACGAAGGGCACGAUUUAAGUGCCUGAGAGAGUUGCGCGUUUGUCCCUCUGAAAUAGUGAUAAAGGAAGAACGCUGGUCAGUGCCUAUACUAGAAACUUUCAACGGUGGAAACUCUGACAGAAGAGGGGCGAAGGUGUCUUUUCACCGCCAAACAGAGCCACUCCGGACAACGCCAGGCAUAAAUUCUGACGAAUCACAGGUCUGGGAGACGUCAGAGGAGGGGAGCUGCGUGGUCGACGAUGGUAACCUUAUGCUGUUGAUGGGAAGAAGUGAUGCGGACACACAGAAAGCAUUUUCGAUCGAGUACGGAUGGGAGGUACUGUCGACCGCUUGGAGGGAGGAUAACGCCGAGUUGAGCGGCUACGACGGAGAAGAGGACUCAAGUGGCGCUGAAGGAAUGGAAAUAGAGAAGAGAAAUGGACCGCUUUCCUCAGGUGAAGGGGAUGGUAGAGAGAGGCAGCCAAAGUGGGGAUCGAAUAGAGCCUACCAAGAAGAUUGCCAAAGCUCUGUAGAGCGGCAAGAUCAACACGCGGGAAGAAACGAGGGCGGCGAGACAAAUCACAACAGGAAGUCGUGGCCUCCCAGAACAAUGAAGCACUUCCGAGAUGACCGUGCCUCUCUCUCUUUCUGUUGCCGCCGGGUUCAACUUUCCCUUCUCCCUCUUCGCCAGCUUAUGUACCAUGAUUUCCUCGCAUAA
Molecule: messenger RNA, 2841 nt
Organism: Besnoitia besnoiti
Lineage: Eukaryota; Apicomplexa; Conoidasida; Eucoccidiorida; Sarcocystidae
Exons: 1
Coding region: 1-2841 (946 amino acids)
Source: RefSeq, a predicted model, not a curated record